Messenger RNA from Saccharomycodes ludwigii, 2778 nucleotides. RefSeq names its product V-type ATPase subunit a family protein. The coding region runs from base 1 to 2778 and encodes 925 amino acids. Gene Ontology annotation, molecular function: proton-transporting ATPase activity, rotational mechanism; ATPase binding. NCBI's taxonomy places the organism in Eukaryota, Fungi, Ascomycota, Saccharomycetes, Saccharomycodales, Saccharomycodaceae. Gene Ontology annotation, biological process: vacuolar acidification; proton transmembrane transport. The record is from RefSeq and is a predicted model, not a curated record. Gene Ontology annotation, cellular component: vacuolar proton-transporting V-type ATPase, V0 domain; fungal-type vacuole membrane; vacuolar proton-transporting V-type ATPase complex. The transcript has a single exon.
AUGAGAGGGCUGGGUGUUAAGGAAGAGGCUAUCUUCAGAUCUGCAGAUAUGUCCUUUAUAGAAUUAUACAUCCCAACAGAAAUAUCUAGAGAAACUUUAUAUUUAUUAGGGGAAUGUGGAGUAAUCAUGUUUAAAGAUUUAAAUCUCCAUAAAAGUACUUUCCAAAGAAGUUAUGCCUUUCAAAUAAAAAAAUUAAACGACAUCCAGCAUUCGUUGGAUUAUAUGGACCAUAUUGUAAAGUUACAUUCAAAUGACACUUUUAAAUAUUUACCACCCACCAUAACUGAUGCCAGUGAUACCAGUACUAGAUUGAAUUCUUACAAUAACCCUGAGCACAUGAACAUUCCUCGUAUAGAUGACAUUAAUAAUAUUUGUGAGGAAAUUAAACUUUUCCAAAAUAGAUUGCAGCAGUUAAAUGAUUCCUAUUUGGAGCUAAAAUCCAAAUUACUAAAAUUGUUAGAUGAAAGGUGUGUUUUAUAUGAAGUUGGUAAAUUUUUAAGUUAUAAUCCAGGUUUAGUGAUUGGUGGUGAUACUGCAACAGAUUUAGAGGAAAAUCAAAAUUUACUAUCAAAUCGUGAGUCUGCUAACAUCCCUAGUGAUGAUUUAUCUACCUUUGCGAUAUCAGACGAUGAAGAUGAAGAAAUUUAUAACAACAAUAACAACGUAUUUAAUAAUCAUUACGGUUCCUUGAUUGUUGGUUCUAUUGAUAGAGAUAAAAUUGAACCUUUAAAUAGAAUAUUGUGGAGGGUCUUACGUGGUAAUUUAUUUUUCCAUCAUACUCCAAUAAAUGUUAAUAAUAAUAAAUAUAUAAAACCAGACGCAAAUUCCGAAGAUGAAGCUGUAGAAAAAGACAAAGACUGCUUUAUUAUAUUUACGCAUGGUGAAAUAUUAUUAGCUAGGGUUAGAAAAAUUGUAGAAUCAUUGAAUGCUAAGAUUUAUGACUUCCCCAACAAUAAUGACGGUGCUAAUAAUGGUGCUAACUUGAACAUUCGUAUUGAAGAACUGAGUCAUAUUUUGGAAGCCACAGAGCAAUCCCUAUACACAGAAAUACUCGUAAUUGCAGAUCAAUUGCCUAAAUGGUUUCAAACUAUUUCUGCUGAAAAAUAUGUGUAUGUGACCAUGAAUCUAUUCAAAAAUAUUGAAAAUGAUAGUACUGCGUUAUUGGGGGAAGGCUGGAUCCCAACGAGUUUGAUAUUAGAGACAACCAACAGACUAAGAGAUUAUACUGAUUUGCAUCAUGCGGACAGUUUAAAACCUGUUAUUAGUCUUGUGGAAACUAACAGGUUGCCACCAACUUACCAUAAAACUAAUAAAUUCACCCAAGCCUUCCAAUCUAUUGUUGAUGCUUACGGUAUUGCCACCUACAAAGAGGUCAACCCUGGUUUGGCUACUAUUGUUACGUUUCCAUUUAUGUUUAGUAUUAUGUUUGGUGAUACAGGACAUGGUUUUAUUUUGUUUUUAGUUGGAUUAUAUUUGAUUUUAAACGAACGUAAAUUCAAUUUAAUGAAAAGGGACGAAAUUUUUGAUAUGGCAUUUACUGGCAGAUAUGUUAUUCUUUUAAUGGGCUUGUUUUCCAUUUACAUUGGUCUGCUGUAUAACGAUAUUUUUUCGAAAACUAUGACUUUUUUUAGUUCGGGCUGGUCAUGGCCCACAGAUUUUAAGAUUGGACAAACUUUGGAGGCUACUAAAAUUCCUGGGAAAGUGUAUCCCUUUGGCUUGGAUUAUAGCUGGCAUGGCACUGAAAAUGGGUUAUUAUUUACAAAUUCCUAUAAAAUGAAGCUGUCUAUAUUGAUGGGUUUUGUUCACAUGACUUAUUCUUUUAUGUUUUCCCUAGUUAACUACCGUUAUAGACAGUCGAGAGUCGAUAUAAUCGGUAAUUUUAUUCCCGGAUUGAUAUUCAUGCAAAGCAUUUUUGGAUACCUAUCAUGGGCCAUUGUAUAUAAAUGGAGCAAAGACUGGAUUAAAGAUGGCAGGGAGGCACCUGGCCUAUUAAAUAUGUUAAUUAAUAUGUUUUUAAGUCCUGGAAAUAUCGAUGUGAAAUUGUAUACUGGACAGAGUGUCAUACAAAUUAUUUUGUUAUUAGCAGCUGUAAUUUGUGUACCAUGGUUGCUAUUAUACAAGCCCUUGGUUUUGAGAAGAAAUCAUUUAACGGCUACCAGGAAUAAGGGGUAUUUGAGGGGUGUGGAGUUUGAAUUGUCCAAUAAUUCUGAUACAAACGCUGGCUACCAUGAUGAUUUUGAUGCUUUUGAUUUUGAAGUGGACACUAAUGAUAAUCAUAAUGGAGAUCAACAAGUGCAACAUCAAAUGGAGAGGUCCUUGCUUGAAGAGCGUGAAGAAAAUAGACCACAAGUUGAAGAAGAACAAGACCAAGCUAAGCAGGAAUUCAAUUUUGGUGACAUUAUGAUUCAUCAAGUUAUUCAUACUAUUGAAUUUUGUUUAAAUUGUAUUUCACAUACGGCUUCAUACCUAAGAUUAUGGGCAUUAUCAUUAGCGCAUGCUCAAUUAUCAACUGUGUUAUGGGAUAUGACAAUACAAAACUCCUUUUCAUCCCAUAGCCCAGGAUCGUUUUUAAGUGUUUUUAAAGUUGUUGCUCUAUUUGCCAUGUGGUUUGUUUUAACUGUUUGUGUUUUAGUUUUAAUGGAAGGUACUUCUGCCAUGUUGCAUGCUUUGAGAUUGCAUUGGGUUGAGGCUAUGUCCAAGUUUUUUGAGGGUGAAGGGUAUGCAUAUGAACCAUUUUCUUUUAAAAACUUGGAACAAGAGGGAAAUACUGUAGAAUAA